This is a messenger RNA of Aspergillus tanneri, 684 nucleotides long. Its product is annotated as thioredoxin domain-containing protein. NCBI's taxonomy places the organism in Eukaryota, Fungi, Ascomycota, Eurotiomycetes, Eurotiales, Aspergillaceae. The coding region runs from base 1 to 684 and encodes 227 amino acids. The transcript has a single exon. Gene Ontology annotation, cellular component: cytoplasm. The record is from RefSeq and is a predicted model, not a curated record.
AUGCCUCCCGCAAGAGAAGAAGAAACUGAAGAUGAUGCCCUUUUCAAGGCCUUGGAGAACGAAGAUGACUCCGCUUACCGUGCCCAUCGAAUCGAACAGCUCAAUGCCGAGUUCGCGUCGGCAAAAAACGACCGGCCUGGCGCCCUUUCCUCAGCCCCAGGGACUAUGAUUAUUGAAGACAGUCUAUACCCUACAUUGAAGAGUGACCAGGCAUUGCUGGACUUCACUACGCAGACCCAUCGGUGUGUCAUUCACUUUGCGCAUCCGGACUUCGCCCGCUGUAGUACAAUGGAUGAACAUAUUCGGACGUUGGCAACGCAGCAUUACGAAGUGCGCUUUGCUCGUGCCGAUGUGCAGAGCACCCCGUUCGUUGUGGAGAAAAUGAAGAUACGGGUACUUCCUUGUGUGGUUGGAUUUAAGGAUGGUGUCGCGGUUGCGCGUGUGGUUGGGUUCGAAGGGCUUGGCUCUGGUGGCCGAGAUGGAACCGAUGGAUUUAGCACCGCAACACUUGAAAAAAGACUCUUUUGGAAAGGCAUACUGGCCCAGGCAAAGGUGAAGGGUGGAGAUGAAGUUUCCCAGUCGUCCGACACAAGCGAUGCAGAGGAUUCCAGCGUCAUAAGGGGUAUACGAAGUGGAAAUGUGCGACACCAACGGGGCCGUUAUGACGACGAUGAUGACGACUAG